AUGUCAUCACAGGAGACAGUUGUCAGACCCGCAGAAACGCAGCUACAUCAUGCCGUCCUAUGCUUAGCGACUAAGAAGGCCAAGUCGAAAAUCCCAGGAACUAUCAACCGAUUCGAUGAUCAUCACGCUGUACAUGUCAGUCAGAGUGACAGCAUUCAUUUCGUAGGACACUUCUUGCUAUGGCAUCGUUACUUUGUCGACACAUACGAGAAAGCUCUUCGCGAGUGUGGCUACACGGGCGGUCAGCCGUACUGGGACUACACGUUGGACGCAGAUCCCCAGAACCCUAGCUCUACCCGCAUCUACGAAUCUGAAAUCUUCGAACCAGAUACCGGUUUUGGCGGUAAUGGUGUCAAGGUCGAGCCUACCCCUGAGCAGAACUUUCUGAACCUUACUGGAGGAACUGGCGGGGGCUGCGUUCAGACUGGCCCUUUUACCCCCGAUAAGUUCAUGGUGAACUAUCCUGGCCCACCGUCCUGCCUGCGACGCGACUUCAUGCCUCCUCUCCUCAACACCUGGGCAGAUCCACAACUAGAGAAGGCGCAACUUGAAGCACCAGAUUUUGUAACCUUCGACCGCACAAUGCAAGGCUCGAAAACCGUCUUUGCUCCAAAUAUUCACGGCAGUGGUCAUUUUGGUGUUGGCGGCGUAUUAGGACAGGCUGGUGACCCUGCCAACUCUCCUGGAGAGCCAUUGUUUUAUCUGCAUCACGCCAAUCUAGAUCGCAUCUACUGGAGAUGGCAGCAGCAGGAUUUGGAGACUCGACUUCGGGAGGUAGGUGGACCUAUCGUCGCGGAGGACUACCUUGGCAAGAACGUUACGCUGGAUUUUGAGAUCAACAUUGGAAAGCUGGCACCCAGCAGGAAAUUGAAAGAUUUGAUGCAUAUUCAAGAAGGGCCGUUUUGCUACACUUAUUAG
Molecule: messenger RNA, 918 nt
Organism: Alternaria burnsii
Lineage: Eukaryota; Fungi; Ascomycota; Dothideomycetes; Pleosporales; Pleosporaceae
Product: di-copper centre-containing protein
Exons: 1
Coding region: 1-918 (305 amino acids)
Molecular function (GO): oxidoreductase activity
Source: RefSeq, a predicted model, not a curated record